CGUUUGCAAUUGAACAUUGAAACACUAACGCCACAUAGCAGCAAGAAGGUAGAACUAAUCAGACCGUCUUUCGAUCGUUUAUCAUUAAAUUUUUCUAGUAUGCUUUUCCUUCAUGGAAGAACGUUUCUAUUCAUUCAACACCAGAGGGCAGUUCUGUUCAAGAUACAGUUCUAUACAUACAGUUUGCACACAGUGAAAUUUUCUCGAAGAAUGUGCGCACUCCUGGAGGAAAAUUAGUAUACCAAUACCUUAAAAAACCGAAGAAAAUCCCCAGAUGUGGUCAGUGUAAAGAUAAAUUAAGAGGCAUUCAACCAGCGAGGCCUAUGGAAAGAUCACGAAUGUGUAGGCGAAAAAAAACUGUGAAACGAGUAUAUGGUGGUGUCCUCUGCCAUAAAUGUGUCAAAGAAAGGUUGAUUUUCUUUAUUUCCACAAAAUAAUUGUCUAUAGAGAUUCAUUAUACUAUUAAACUUACAUUUGUAGGAUUGUUAGAGCUUUCCUUAUUGAAGAGCAGAAGAUCGUCAUAAAAGUGAUGAAAACACAAGCUUUCGCAAAAUUAAAGAAAGCAGAAAAGUAAUUAUAUUCUUUUCAUUUUAUAAAUAAAAUGUAUUUAAAGACUCGAUGUGACACAAAUUAUUUUUUUAUAAUUACAUUUAUUUAGUUCAUUAUAA
This is a messenger RNA of Heterotrigona itama, 668 nucleotides long. The record is from the annotation of a GenBank genome assembly. NCBI's taxonomy places the organism in Eukaryota, Metazoa, Arthropoda, Insecta, Hymenoptera, Apidae.